Messenger RNA from Leptomonas pyrrhocoris, 1384 nucleotides. RefSeq lists its product as hypothetical. Gene Ontology annotation, cellular component: membrane. NCBI's taxonomy places the organism in Eukaryota, Euglenozoa, Kinetoplastea, Trypanosomatida, Trypanosomatidae. Gene Ontology annotation, molecular function: signaling receptor activity. The transcript has a single exon. Bases 371 to 1384 code for a protein of 337 amino acids. The record is from RefSeq and is a predicted model, not a curated record.
GUAAGUCAUUUUGUUUUUAUUUAUUUUUAUGAUGCAUUUAAACUCAUUACCUGUACGACACCAAAACAAAAUCCCCCUUUCUUCUUCGUUCGCGAACAUCACAGAAGCUCACAAGUUUCUAAAGAACACCGAAAUUCGUCUCGCUGUUCGGGUUUUUUUCUCUCUUUUUUCAUGCACGUUAACCAGAUCAACUUGGGUCUCUUGACAAAUCCGCAGACCCCAUCAUCGUUCACGACGGUCGAACUAGGAGUUUACAUUUAAUAAUAGUCGUAAUAUUUGUAAAAACCUCACUCCUCACUAUUCAUCACCUCUACAACCCUUAAAAAAAGAAAACAAUAUUUCUGAAGGCACUCGCCGCCACACGGGCAACAUGUGCGACACGCUCACCGGCUACGAGGCGCGACUCCGCUGCCGUGCAAUUGUCAGCCACAAGGCCACCGUUGAUGCCGCGAAAACGGUCGAGGAGGCGGCAAACAAGCUGAUCGAGAAGGCGCAGCGGCACCUCAGCUUCAACCCUGCGCCGUCCCCCAUUACCCGCCACCCAGAGUACCCCCUGUACGAUGUGUCGUCCAUCCCGGAGUGGCUGAAGGGAAACCCGUUCAUCUUGAGUUAUUACCGCGCCGGCUACUCGACGAAGCAGUGCUUCAAAAGCAUCUUUGCCCUUCACAACGAGACGCUGAACAUUUGGACGCACCUGAUCGGUUUUGUGAUCGUUCUCGCCCUCACCGUGCACAUCUUGGUAAACCUCGAGCUGCACCGCACACGUGACUACCUCGUCUUCUCGGUCUUUCAGCUAGGGAGCAUGGUUAUGCUGGGCGGCUCCUCCAUUUACCACACGCUGAGCGCACAUCGUUGCGAGGAGGUGCACAACCUUGCUCUCGCCUUCGACUACUUCGGAAUUACCGCGAUGAUUGUGGGCAGCUUCUACCCGCCGGUUUUUUAUCUCUUUUCCUGCUCCAACGUGGUGCGUGCCGCCUACCUGGUCGCUAUCACCUUGCUCGGCAUCAUGGGCUUACUGGGGCCAUUCUUUACCUUCUUCAACACGAAAACGUUUUACUGGCCGCGGAUGGUUCUCUAUUCCUCGCUGACGUCGGUUGGCAUCCUCCCGACCGUUCACAUGUUUGUUGGUUUGCCGACCAACGAACAGACGGUGCCGCUCUACGAAGGGAUGUUUCUGAUGCUGACGACCUACUGUGUCGGCAUGAUUAUUUACGUUUUCAAGGUGCCGGAGCGCUGGUACCCGGGGCACUUCGACGUGUGGCUGCACAGCCACCAGCUGUGGCACUUCUUCGUUCUCGGUGCCGCCGUGGUGCACUACUUCACGUGCAUCGGUGUGUUUCAGAUGUGGCGCGUCACGGGCGGGGUUGGCGGCGAAUGCUCGUAG